GCUCCAUCACUGAAGGAUCCUACCGCAGUUUCCAUUUGCCACACACUCAACCGAGAUUCGGUGUGCAAGCAGCUGUAGCUAAACUGGACACGAGAAAAAAAAUCAUUUCAGCGGUUUUAUUGCUCUAGAAACACAAUUUCUUUACAGAAUAAAAGAAGGCAUCAUCAUGAACUCCCUGAACCAACAGUACGAGGAGAAGGUGCGUCCCUGCAUUGACCUCAUUGACUCUCUUCGCUCUCUGGGUGUAGAGAAGGACUUGGCUCUGCCUGCUAUCGCCGUGAUUGGAGACCAGAGCUCGGGGAAGAGCUCCGUGCUGGAGGCGCUGUCAGGGGUGGCUCUGCCAAGAGGGAGUGGCAUCGUGACAAGAUGUCCUCUCGAACUGAAGAUGAAGAGAGAGAAACAAGGAGAGGAGUGGCACGGAAGGAUAAGGUACCGAGACUAUGAAGAAGAGAUACAAGACCCUGCAGAUGUGGAGAAACAGAUUAGAGAAGCUCAGGACAAAAUGGCCGGGAAAGGGUGUGGGAUCAGUGAUGACCUCAUCAGUCUGGAGAUCGCCUCUCCUAAUGUUCCAGACCUGACGCUCAUUGACCUGCCCGGCAUCGCGAGGGUGGCUGUGAAGGGACAACCAGAGAACAUUGGAGAGCAGAUAAAGAGACUGAUCGAGAAGUUCAUCAAAAAACAAGAAACCAUCAGUUUGGUAGUUGUCCCAUGCAACGUGGACAUAGCGACCACAGAGGCUUUGAACAUGGCCCAGCGGGUGGAUCCUGAUGGAGAGAGGACUUUGGGUAUCUUGACAAAGCCUGAUCUGGUGGACAAAGGCACAGAAGAGACGAUGGUUGAAAUUGUCCACAAUGAGGUCAUCCACCUGAAGAAGGGCUACAUGAUCGUCAAGUGCAGGGGUCAGCAGGAGAUCACAGAGAAGGUGUCUCUUACUGAAGCCACAGAAAGAGAGGCAGCCUUCUUCAAAGAGCAUGCAUAUUUCCAAAUUCUCUACGAUGAAGGCCACGCUACUGUUCCUAAACUGGCAGAAAAACUCACCCUUGAGCUUGUGAAUCACAUCAAGACAUCUCUGCCUCGGCUGGAAGAGCAGAUAGAGAAGAAAUUAUUAAAGACUCAGGCAGACCUGGACAGUUGUGGCACUGGACCCCCAAUUGAUGCAACUGAAAGACUCGGUUUCCUCAUUGAUAGAGUGACAGCGUUUACAAAGGAUGCUGUCAACCUCAGCACAGGGGAGGACGUCAAAUUUGGAGAAAGACUCAAUAUCUUUUCCAUACUCAGAAAAGAGUUUGCGGAAUGGAAAGCUAUCAUAGACAAUUCUGGAGUAACAUUCAACUGGAAUAUUGAGAGGGAGGUGACUCAGUAUGAACGAAAGUACCGUGGAAGAGAACUGCCGGGCUUCAUCAACUACAAGACCUUCGAGGACAUGGUCAAGGAGCAGAUCAAAAGGCUGGAAGGGCCUGCUGUCCUGAAACUCAAGGAAGUGGCAGAAAUUGUGAGGACAGAGCUGUUUAAGUUGGCGCAGAGCAGCUUAGUUGGAUUUCCUAACCUCAUCAGAACAGCUCAGAUGAAGAUUGAAGCCAUCAGAAAGGAGAGGGAGAUUGCAGCAGAGUCCAUGCUGAGGACUCAGUUUAAGAUGGAGAUGAUUGUUUACACUCAGGACAGCACAUACAGCAAGAAGUUAGGAAAGCGGAAGAGGGAAAAUGAACAGGAAUGUGCGACAGUGUCUGUCUUCGUGGCUCCAUUAGUGAAGAAAAGCAUCAGCAGCACUGACAGCAAUAAUGACAGCGGGGCCACCCUGAAAGAGAUGAUCAAACACCUUAAAUCCUACUACCAAAUUGCUGGCCAGCGUCUAGCUGACCAGAUCCCGCUUGUGAUCCGCUACCAGAUGUUGCAGGAGUCUGCUGUCCAGCUGCAGAGGGAGAUGCUGCAGAUGCUUCAGGACAAGGAAAAAACGGAGUCCCUACUUCAAGAGGACUCUGGCAUAAGAACCAAGAGAAUCCACCUUCAGAGUCGCCUCAAGCGCCUGUCAAAAGCACGCAUUCUGCUGACUGAAUUCAGCAUGAACAUAUACAACUUCAACACAACACAACUGAAACAACAAAAUGGCGCUGCGGAUGGCGACCUCGGUGUUGCGCUCUCCCAAGCCCUGCCAGCCUCUCACCUGACCCCCCACCGGCACAGAGACAAAAGAUCAGGAAGGCACAAGGCCCAGCACGCGUGUGACCCUUUUGUCUGAAAGCCUGUGCUGACUGGCUAUCCCACAUCUUCACACAGAUCUUCAACAGAUCAGUGGAGCUGUGUGAAAUCUCCUCCUGCUUCAAGCGCUCCACAAUAAUCCCGGUCCCCAGAGAAACCCUCACAUGUCAUAUCACAGGAUUAAAUGACUCAAGGCCCUGUCACCCUGACAUCUGAGGUCAUGAAAUCCUUCGAGAGAUUGGUGUUGGCCCACCUGAAGGACAUCAUAGCCCCCCUAUUGGACAUCCUGCAGUUGCUGUGCAGUCAGGUCAGUAGACGAUGCAGUCAGCACGGGGCUGCACUAUAACUACUUGUGGACUUCAACACCAUCAUCCCAGCGGUCCUCCUCCCCAAACUCACACAGCUCACUGUGCAUGGCCUGCUGAAACUGUCAGUUCUUUUAAAUUAAGACUGAAGAGUUUUUAUUUUACCAUUCCUUUUAAUUAAAUAUUUAAGAUUUUUCUUUUUACCACUGCCUUUAACUAGUAGA
Micropterus dolomieu (smallmouth bass) is the source of this 2725-nucleotide messenger RNA. Its product is annotated as interferon-induced GTP-binding protein Mx-like. Gene Ontology annotation, molecular function: microtubule binding; GTPase activity; GTP binding. The record is from RefSeq and is a predicted model, not a curated record. Gene Ontology annotation, cellular component: membrane; microtubule; cytoplasm. Gene Ontology annotation, biological process: defense response to virus. NCBI's taxonomy places the organism in Eukaryota, Metazoa, Chordata, Actinopteri, Centrarchiformes, Centrarchidae. The transcript is spliced from 12 exons. The coding region runs from base 167 to 2236 and encodes 689 amino acids.